AUGGGAGGUGUCUGUACACCGCAGCGCAGAGUGCAGAACCAGCAGCAGCAGCAGCAGCAGCAGCAGCAGCAGCAGCAGCAGCAGCAAGGGCAGCAGCGGCAGAAGCUGCGGCUGCCUCACGCGCUGCAGCGAAUGCAGCGAAUGGAGCUACUCGCAGCCGCAGCAGCCGCAGCUGCGGCGGCUGCUGCAGCUGCUACUACUGCUGCAGCUGCGGCUGCAGCAGCAGCAGCAGCAGCUGCGGCGACAGCAGCAGCGGCAGCAGCUGCGGCGACAGCAGCAGCAGCAGCUGCUGCGGCGACAGCAGCAGCAAACGAAAGCGUCAGGAUCUUUAGUAGCAAAAAGAACGAAAAUUAA
Molecule: messenger RNA, 354 nt
Organism: Eimeria necatrix
Lineage: Eukaryota; Apicomplexa; Conoidasida; Eucoccidiorida; Eimeriidae
Exons: 1
Coding region: 1-354 (117 amino acids)
Molecular function (GO): ice binding
Source: RefSeq, a predicted model, not a curated record